AUGGGUGGCCGCCGACUCAGGCAGCCGUGUCUGGACAGAAUCAGCAGCAAACAGAACAGAGCCAAGGACAAGCGCCGCGUCCUCUGGGCCCUUAUGGGCGGCGGAUACUACGCUUCAGGCGCCGCGACAGCUCACAAUCAGAACCUCCCCGCGCUUCCAGGGCUGACGGCGCAACCUCAGCACUCUUCGCCCCACAUGUCAGCCCAGCGACCACCAUCCUCUGACGCAGGAGCGCAAGGGCAUCAAGCCCCCCCUGGUCCGCCGUACUCGUUACCCGGGAUAUCGCAAACGUUGCAACAGCAGCAUCAACAACAACAACAACAGCAGCAGCAGCACAUGCCGACUUCGGAGCAAGCGAACGCAGACCGGGAACGGGAAAUGCGCGAACGCGAAACACGCGAGCGGGAGAUGGAUUCGCAUGUUAUGCAUCAGCAAGAAGACCAUGUGAAGCGCGAAGCGGAGCAGCGAGAUCGAGAACAUCACGAACGACAGCAGCGCGAGCACGCAGCCCUCCAAAGCCACUCAACACCCAUGCAAAUACACCAGCCUGUAGCCGUAGCGCCAUCUACACGAACAAUUCACGGUCCAAACGGCCUCCUAGGACAGUCAGGGCCAAUGAAUGGGCCAAAUCUACUUGCGCCACCAAUGGGUGGUCCCAACGCGACUGGUCAAAUGUACGGCAACAGCGCCUCUGUGCAGCACGAGCAGACUACUCCAAGGAUGCAACACGCAGUCCAAGCGCCAACACAGGCGCAGAUGUUGAUGCCUUUUGCUGGUCCUCCAGGAUCAAUGGCAAUGGGCCAAGGACAACAGCCCAUCCUCAACGACGCUCUGAGCUACCUUGAUCAGGUCAAAGUCCAGUUUGCUGACCAUCCCGAUGUUUACAACCGAUUUUUGGAUAUCAUGAAGGACUUCAAGAGCGGCGCAAUUGAUACCCCAGGCGUCAUCGAAAGGGUUUCGACUCUGUUCGCAGGCAACCCGGCCCUCAUCCAGGGCUUCAACACCUUCCUCCCACCCGGCUACAAGAUCGAAUGUGGCACAAACGGAGACCCAAACGCUAUUAGAGUGACCACGCCAAUGGGCACCAUGGUCUCGACAAUGCCUGCCCCCAGGCCGCUUUCGCCGCCACGAAGCGCUGUCAACGGUAAUAACGGCCCGCAACACGAGAGUACCUACUACGAGACUGCCCAAGGCCAGCCGUGGCCUCAGCAGCAGAGGGCCCAGGCCGAAGGGCAGGAGUCGAUGUUCUCUCCAAACAACCGAACCCUUGGCCAGCCAUUGUAUGGACAGCAGCAACAACAGGGUCCAGCGCCACAUUCACCGGAAGUCACCUCGCGGCCUCAUCCUGACCCUGCUGGCUCAGCGGCUGUACUAGCUCACCAACAAGAGCAGAGGGGUGUCUCGCAGCUGCAGAACGCUGUAUCUGCCGCUACUGGUCGUUCGAUCAUGUCACCCAGUGUUGAUGCGGGCACACCACUCCAAGGACAAGCAUUGAAUGGCGCUGUUCAGCUUCCCCAAAUGGGCGGGGCUGCAGCCGAGAAGAGAGGCCCCGUCGAGUUCAACCAUGCUAUCAGCUACGUAAACAAAAUUAAGAACCGGUUUGCGGCCCACCCUGAUAUCUACAAGAACUUCUUGGAAAUACUGCAGACAUACCAACGAGAAUCAAAGCCUAUUCAGGACGUCUACGCCCAAGUCACCCACCUUUUUGGCGGCGCACCGGAUCUCCUCGAAGACUUCAAGCAGUUCCUCCCAGAGUCUGCCGCUCAUCACAGGGCACAACAGCAAGCAGCUAAGAAUGCUGCAGAAGACGCUAUCAUGCUCAGCAACGUAAGAGGCGAAUCAGGAUACGGAGCAGUAGCAAACCAACAGACACCUGGUCGCGCGGACACUUCACGACUACCACCAAUGGGCAACUUCGCGCCUACGCCUACCGCGAACCGGGACAACAAGCGCAAGCGUGAGCGACAAGGACCUGUAGCUGCGCCCAUGCCUACGCCCAUGUCUCAAGAACUGCCAACCUCGAAUCUCCGCGGUGGCUACACUCAGGGAAGUGUAAACAAGACAGGACAUGCUGCAAAGCAAGCGGUUCCGGACGGCCCGCCAGUCUCACCCACCUUGACGCCUGCGCUUCCCGAACCGAUGCCGCCAACGACGACUACGACUCCUAGCCAGGAUGAGCUUGCAUUCUUCGACCGCGUCAAGAAGUUCAUCGGAAACAAGAAUACGAUGAAUGAGUUCUUAAAGCUUUGCAACCUGUACUCUCAAGACUUGAUCGACAAGUCACUACUGCUCUACCGUGCGCAGUCCUUUAUCGGCGGCAAUGUCGAGCUUUUCACCUGGUUCAAGAAGUUCAUGGGCGAGGACGAGGAGCAACAAAAGUCACGCCCCAAGACGGUCAACUCGCGCGUGUCGUUGUCCAACUGUCGCAGUCUGGGCCCCAGCUACCGUCUGCUUCCCAAGCGCGAGCGGGAGCGAGUAUGUAGUGGACGUGACGAACUUUGCCGAUCAGUCCUGAACGACGAGUGGGCCUCUCACCCUACGUGGGCUUCUGAAGAUUCUGGCUUUGUCGCCCAUCGCAAGAACACAUUCGAAGAGGGUCUACACAGGAUUGAAGAGGAGCGCCACGACUACGACUUCAAUAUUGAGGCAUGCAGCCGUACCAUUCAGCAACUUGAACCCAUCGCAAACCAAUUGCUCGCCAUGAAGCCGGAGGAUCGGAUAGGAUUCACGCUUCCUCCCGGUCUUGGUGGACAGAGUGAGACGAUCUACAAGCGCGUCAUCAUGAAGAUCUACGGCCGUGAGAGGGGCAGAGAUGUAAUCAAGGAGCUAUUUGCGAUGCCUUGGAGCGUGGUUCCAGUUCUUCUCCAUCGACUGAAGACGAAGCUGGAGGACUGGAAGGCUGCUCAGCGCGAGUGGGAGAAGGUUUGGCGUGACCAGACCCAGAAGAUCUUCUGGAAGUCACUGGAUCACCAGAGCAUCACAGUCAAGCAAGCCGACAAACGACAGUUCCAGCCAAAGUCCUUGACGAACGAGAUUCAAGUCCGAUACGAAGAGCAAAAGCGUCUGCAGCAGAUCCAAGAGAUUCCACAGGAAGAUUACCAAUUCGCCUUCUCGUUCAAGGAUGAAGAGGUGCUGUUCGACGUCGCUCGCCUGAUGCUUACUUUCGCGGACAACAACACUGGCGCCGACUUUGCUAAGGUUGUACCCUUCAUCAAGGAGUUUGUGCCCCUGUUCUUCGGUAUAGAUGCGGCCAAAUUUGAGCAGCGAGUGCAUACAUCGGGACGCGAUACACCAAACGACUCCGGCGAGGAUACUCCAUCUCCCGAUGAGGAUGUCUCUCAGCGCUCGCAGAAGUCGAAGAAGGGUGACCUACGGCGCGAUGUUCUCGACCCCCGCGGCAAGUCACGCAAGGACAAGGAUGACAGCGCACCGUCAGCUAGUCGGGACAGCACACCAGACACAUCUGGUAUGGAGGACGAGGCCGCUGGCGACAGCUCCAACUCUAACCCCCGCGGAGACCGACCGCCCACCCAUUGGGUAGAAUACGCUACGACUCCGACUGCAUUCGGCGAGAAGGAGUUUGAUCAUGAUGAACCCUACCGACGUGUGGAGUACAAUAUGUACGCCAAUGCUUCGAUCUACUGCUUCUUCCGGAUGUUUGUAAUGCUCUACGAGAGAUUAUGGAAGCUUAAAGACAAGGAAGAAGAAGUACGAAAGGCCAUUAUGCGCGCCAAAGAGCCCAAGGCCGCACACAAGCUCAAGAUGCUGGACAAACAGCCAGAGGACUUUUUCAAAGACACAUCUCCGUCCGCAAACUACUACCAGCAAGUUCUCGACAUGUUUCAGGAUCAGAUUACCGGCGAUGUGGAUAUGAACUUCAUCGAAGAGACUCUGCGGCGGUACUAUCUACAGACAGGCUGGCAGCUGUACUCAUUUGAUAGGCUGCUCAGCUCUCUCGUUCGGUUUGCACUUGCUGUAGUAAGCCAUGAUAACAAGGAUAAGAGCCUUGAUAUCUACAACCUCUUCAAGAAGGAUCGUGUCAAUGACACGACAACGCACAAGAACGAGAUCAGCUACCGAAAGGCUGUUGAGAAGUACGCCAAGGAUACCGACACCUACCGCAUCACCUAUGACCCUGCCAAGAUGGAAGCGCAUGUACGCCUCUUCAAGAAGGAUGACCCAACCUUUGAAUUCAACACGCUCGAUCGAGUUAAGCGCUGGCGAGCAUAUAUCGCAUCCUUCACGGCUAUCGAGCCCACGGAAGAGGUCGAUGCUUCGCGUGUCCGCUACCCGUAUCUAAAGAGGCGCCUAGCCAAGAACGUGGACCUCUCUGAAGAAGAGCGCUUCGAGCAGGUCAGGCACUGUGACACCAUCACUAUCUCUAUCAGCCCUUCCGCAUACAUCCUGGGCUUUGUCAACAGUGAGCCUUUUGGUAAUGGUGGCGUGCAGUACUACGUCCAACCAGAUGCUGUACGAGCCGGUCUCAGCGAGGCGGUACCAAAUCCGACUGAGGAAUACAAGAAGCUGAACGAUGAGAGGAGGGAGAGGGUCCAGGAGAUUCUUGUUAGGAACAACAGCUGGAUGAAGGAUCUCAGCCGGGAUGACGUGGAUGCUAAGAAGACGGCGUUCAAAAAGGAUAUCGAAGAACCGAGGAAGGUGACUGGCGAAGAUGAUGUGGAUAUGGAAGGUGCCGAUGGGUUCGGGUAUUAA
Messenger RNA from Pyrenophora tritici-repentis Pt-1C-BFP, 4710 nucleotides. The record is from RefSeq and is a predicted model, not a curated record. NCBI's taxonomy places the organism in Eukaryota, Fungi, Ascomycota, Dothideomycetes, Pleosporales, Pleosporaceae.